This is a messenger RNA of Xiphophorus maculatus (southern platyfish), 1063 nucleotides long. RefSeq names its product thiopurine S-methyltransferase (gene tpmt). The transcript has 9 exons. Gene Ontology annotation, molecular function: thiopurine S-methyltransferase activity. Lineage: Eukaryota; Metazoa; Chordata; Actinopteri; Cyprinodontiformes; Poeciliidae. The record is from RefSeq and is a predicted model, not a curated record. The coding region runs from base 194 to 898 and encodes 234 amino acids.
AAACAGCAGCAGAAAGAGGAAGGAAGAAACAGCAGCGGCGGCAUAUUUAUAAUAACACCGGGAUGGUGGAGCAGAAAGAGUUGAUCCUUAGCAGCAGCAACUCUGAUCAACUGAUCAACUGAUCAACUGUCACUCCGAACUAUUCAACACACGAAGAAGAAGGAGAAACCUUGCUCAGGGGAACCUCGGCAGGAUGCUGGAGCAGCAGGCCGACCGGGUCAUGGAGCUGUCGGAGUGGAGCCAGCGCUGGCAGGAGAACAAGAUCGGCUUCCAUCAGCCGGAGGUCCACAGCAUGCUGCAGACGAACUAUGAGGCGGUGGUGAACGGACGGAGCGUUGUCCGGUGGUUCUUCCCUCUGUGUGGGAAAUCUGUGGACAUGAAGUGGUUGGCGGAUCUGGGUCACUCGGUGGUCGGCGUGGAGAUUUCAGAGACGGCCAUCAGACAGUUCUUCCAGGAGAACAACAUGACGUUCAGCGAGGAGGACGUCCCCGCCGUCCCCGGGGCCAAAGUCUUCCAGAACUCGGACCGCUCCGUGUCCCUGUACCAGUGCGACCUGUUCAGCUUCUCCAGCGCUGUGGCGGGUCGGUUUGGGGCGAUCUGGGACAGAGGCUCUCUGGUGGCCAUCAACGCCCAGGACAGGGACCGGUACGCGGCUCUGAUCGUCUCUCUGAUGGCUCCAGACUGCAGAUACCUGCUGGACACGUUGCUCUACAAUCCAGAGCGCUAUAAAGGUCCUCCGUUCUACGUCCCCGAAGAACAAGUCCAGAGUUUGUUUGGCAGCAGGUGUGACAUGAAGCUGCUGCAGUCUGUGGACGCGCUGACAGACCGACAGAGGGCCUGGGGGCUGGAGGCGCUGACGGAAAACGUCCACCUCCUCACCCUGAGGGCGGCCAACUGACGUCCGACUGGCCAGCCCGACCCGACCCGCUGACCCGCCAGCCCGACCCGCUGACCCGCCAGCCCGACCCGCUGACCCGCCAGCCCAAACCGGCCCGCUGACCCGCCAGCCCGACCCGGUCUGGUUCUCCUGUCAGCCACACAAUAAAGCUGCUUUUUAAACAUC